Messenger RNA from Lasiosphaeria miniovina, 568 nucleotides. RefSeq lists its product as uncharacterized. The transcript has 2 exons. The record is from RefSeq and is a predicted model, not a curated record. The coding region runs from base 78 to 317 and encodes 79 amino acids. NCBI's taxonomy places the organism in Eukaryota, Fungi, Ascomycota, Sordariomycetes, Sordariales, Lasiosphaeriaceae.
AUAUCCUUUCUCUCUCUCUCUCUACCAACAAACACCGCUCUCCAGCACAGCACUACCACUCCUCUACAAUCACCAACAUGGAUCCAUUUGUCAACAAGAUCAAGUCCGCCACCAGCAGCUCUGGCAAGGGCGCGAGCGAGAAGAACGAGGAUUAUCUUGACAAGGGCGUCGAUCUAGUCCAGGAGAAGGUAUUCAAGCAAGGGCAGCAGAAGAAUGAGACCGACGGCGAGCAAGCCAAGGACGAGAAGAUCUCAGACGGUAUCCGGACGGGCUACCGAAAGAUAAUGGGAAAGGAUAUCCCAAUUCAGGAUAAAUAGAUAAUACGUACGUAGAGGAAUCGAUAACGGACUUGGAAGGAAAUAAUAAUUUAAUAAUAAGCACUCUUAAAAUCUUAAACCAGCAGUGGCUUGGCUUUUAUCGCUAUUACAGCUCGCCCUAACACCGUAUAUUCUCUCGAAAGUCGAAAAUAAGUAAGGAUGUUGGAAUAGCGACACUUUGGACCGUACGGCAAAAGAUGGAGGGUCGGGUGCGCAGGCACGUGACGGAGGAACAUGCUGCACGGACAUUG